GAGGAUGGGCGCUGAGGUGGUUUAUCAGUGUAACUCUGGAUAUCAUAAUGUUGGAAAGGGAAAUAUCUCCAUCUGCACUGCAGCUGGUAUAUGGGAGAGACCCUCUGUGCUUUGCCAAGGUACAGUCACUGUCUCAUCAGGUCUACAGAUCAGAUUUACAGACUUUCAUCUUUUUUAGCACUAAUUAUAACAAUGUACGCAGAUGUAGUGUCUCCUUGUUUGUCAUUUUAUGUCAACUGAAGUGAAAUAUUCUGAACCCUGGUGUUUCUCUUACAUUUUGAUGGUGAAUGUUAUCCUUUGUAGAGAUCUCGUGUGGAAGUCCUCCUUUAAUUGAAUCCACUGAGCAGGUGUGGAACAGUAACUCCACUCCUGGCAGCACUGUGCUGUAUUUCUGUAUAGAUGGUUUUUAUUACAACGGAGGACAUAAUGCGUCCAUCUGUGAUGAAAACGGUCAGUGGACACCACCAACUCUGUCAUGCCAAGGUAAUUCAAACAAUAAAACAAUAAAAUUGUUUUCUUUUCAAAUGUGAAAAGAUAGGAAACUAUUUUGGUGUUUUCUGACAGUGUUGCUAUUUUUUAAGAAAAUUAUUUAAUUUACUUGAUUUAAUUUUAUGUGACCCACAGACUUUUCAGACAUUUUAACCUGUUUUUGCAGAAAAGCACGGACAAAACAGGAUGGUUCAUUUUUAUAGAAUGUCCUAUUAAUGUUCAGUUCACUGAAUCUAGCUCACCUGAAUGCAGUGCAGUAUUUUUUGAAGUUGUCAUGAACACCCAUACACGAUAUGUAAAGAUGGAUAUUGUUAAAAUAACGUCACUCAGUGAUUUGCAUUGAAGAAGAACUGAAAAGUUGAGGAUGGCUUUAUGGACUUUCCAAAUAGACAAAGAAGUGUUGAGCAGAUGGUGUCACCAUAGACUGUAUUUAAAAGAUGAAUACAGCCACCAUGAUAUCACCCACUGGUUUGUGAAUCAUUAUUUUGAACCUUCAAUUUGAUAUUUGGCUGCCACCAUUUUUGUUUUUUUUGAAAGUACAUGUAAUGACUCCAUACAGCAAUACAGCAAUAACUAGUUAUUCACAAGGUAGCUCCACCCUAAAACAUGCAAAACGUGUAUUUUACUUUAAAUGGAACCAUAAUUCACAAAAUGAGCAUCAUAGUGUAUCGAAGGAGACUUGGCAGAAUUAGGAAUCAGAUCAGAAAGUCAUUAGCAAUAUAUUUACUCAUGGACUUGAAUACAAUUUGAAUUUAUUUAUUUGAUAGGGACGAUGCAGUUUAACAUAGUUCCAUCACUAAGCAUGAAUCUGAUGUGCUGCACAGAGAGUUUAUAGCAAAUGCUAAUUUCCAACUCUAAUCAGAGUUCUAUUAGCAACCAGAGGAGUCACUCUCUGCUGGCUGAAAUGUAUUAAUUUAUUGUUUAUCGUUUCCUGUCCCAGAGAUACUAUGUGGAGACCCUCCUAUUCUGCCCCACACUGGCCAAGUGUGGAAUGGCAGCUCCACCCCUGGAAGCACAUUGACUUAUUACUGUAAAACAGGAUUUUAUCACAAUGAGCGAAACAAUAUGUCAGUGUGCACAGUUAAUGGUUACUGGACAAAGGCAGACAUCUCAUGCAAAGAAGUGGACUGUGGUGAGCCUCUCCCCAUCCCUCAUUCAGUGAUGCUGUGGGAUAAAUUCUCCACUGUGGGCUCUCAGGUUGUUUAUCAGUGUAACCCUGGAUAUGUCAAUGUUGGAGGGGGGAAUGUGUCAGUUUGUACUGCCAGUGGAGAAUGGCAGGAAGCCUCUCUCCGCUGUCAAGAAAUCAAUUGUGGGGAGCCUGUUUUUAAAGCCCAUGCUAAAAUGUUAUGGGAUGGCAUGUCACACAUUGCUAGUGUGGUGUUUUACCAAUGUGAGGAAGGAUAUCGCACCAGGAGCCUGAGAAACUACUCAGUAUGUGGAGAGAGUGGACUGUGGGAGGAUAUUGAUCUGUGGUGUGAAGAAAUAAGCUGUGGUCCCCCACUAACCCUCCCACACACUAACCUGCUGUGGGACCGCUCCAGCACCCCUGGCAGUGUUGUGAUAUAUGAAUGCAUGGAUGGAUUUUACCAGGAGAGUGGAAAUAAUAUUUCAUCAUGUUCACUCUCAGGAGAGUGGGGGAAAGUGUCUGUGAAGUGCAAAGCUAAAUGUGGCCCAGUUCCCUUUAUUGCCAACUCAGAGGUGGUGUGGCAAAACAGAAGCGUGGUGGUCCACCGCUGUGUGGUGGGAUACCACAGCUGGAGGGGCAACAAUGUGUCUGUGUGUGGGAGCUCUGGAGCCUGGCAGAAAGCUACUCUGACAUGCAUAGAAACCAAGCCUCCAAUCAAUCACCUAUUUAUGUUUAAUGAAAACUGUCUGCAUUGGAAAGCAGAGAAGUAUGAGGAGGAUACAGAAGUUUAUAAGGUGACUUACACUGGCUCCAGAGACUACCAGAAAUCCUUUCAUGACAAAAGGAAACACUUUUUGAGCUCCAAGGCUGACCAGCUGGAACUCUGCCUCAACCUGCUUCCAGUCACAAACUACAGCAUCUCCAUCACUGCGACAUUGGCCAGAUUCACAGCCAGCAUCACCACCAACACCAGUUUACCAGUACCUCUAGCACCAGUCAUCUACUACAGAGAAUAUGAGACUCCUUUGCCAACUCUGAGGCUACGUAGAUCACCCAGCACAUUGGAUCCAAUAAGUUUGUACCAGGUGUUCGUGCUUCCUGUGGAGGAGAUUAUGAUGUUUGACUGCUCCUCUCCCGUGAGCUUAGACAGCUCAAGUAAGAUGAAGUCACCGGCAAAGUACAUCACUGCUCAGUUUGACGUCCAACAUGUUGGGACAGACAUGAACUUUACUGUAGGGGAUGGGUUCCUCUAUGGAGGCAUCUAUAACACACCACUGCAGGGUGGCAACAACUAUUAUAUCAUCCUACGAACUGUCAGUCAGUGGAGGACGGCCUUGGAAAGUAACUGUGUCCUGUGGGCUAAAGUAAGAGGUACAUCGUAUGUUCUGAAGGUUUCAUCGCUUGCUGCUACUGCAUUAGUGGGACUACUUGCUGUGGUUCUUCUGGGGAUGUACAGUUUCACUUGGUACUAUACGUAUUUCAUCAUCUGUCCUGUUAAUGUCAUGUAACUGUGAAACAACAUUAAGCUAUGACUAUAUUGAUUCAUGGUCUAAUGCAGGGGUGUCAAACAUUAGCUUGUAUAUUUCAAAAAUAAGUGUUGUACUUGAGAGUACCCCAUGUAUUCGCAGAUUUUUGUGACAAAAACGGCAGUAAUCAUUCACCGCGACGCUUUCUCGGCUGCAUGCCAUUGUUGUUUGGACUACAUGGACGACAAGGUCAAUUUGUUUGUGCAUCACAUCCGUGUUACGCUGAUUGGUUCUUUCUCGUUCAAGCUGCAUUCGUUAGCCCCUCCUUUUUGAAAUCGUCUCGUAUCAUCGCAAUGCCAGACUGCCUUUAUUUGUAUUUAUAUUAAUACAUAAAUAAAGUCAGUCUGGAUUUUCCAGGCAAGUCAAACAUACGACCUGCGGGCCAAAACUGGCCCACCAGAAGAUCCAAUCUGGCCCGCAGGAUGACUUUGCAAAGCAUAAAAUUUGCACAGAAACAUCAACUACAAUUUUUCCAUAAGCAUAACUGUUAAUUAUUUUAAAUUUGUCCUUUCCCUUUGCAGAUACUCUGUGAUCUGUAAGUUGUAAUGUGUAAAUGAAAAACUGAGGCAUAAUAUUGUUGAAACUGCACUUUUUUUCUUAAGAAAUUUCAGGUUGUUCAUUAAUGUCUUGUAAGAAGAUGGGUAAACAUUUUCACAAUGUACUAUUUUGCACAGAAACCAAGGAAAAAAUUUGGAGUUGUCGUUAUUUAUAGGUCAUUAUGCUGAGAUUUUACUGGUGUGGCCCACUAAAGAUCCUACUGAGCUGUAUGUGGCCCUGGAACUAAAAUGAGCUUGAGACCUUUGGUCGAAUGUCAUUCUAGAGCUUCCAGACUCUCAGAUGUACAUGCACAACCAGUGGAUAGUUCUGUUUUUUAGCUGUUAAAAAACUUAACACUACCACCAACAACAAUAAUGAUAUAUAGUAUUGUAUACAUACAGGACCAUCAUAUGUUUCACCAGUGAGUGACGUUUUGCACAGGCUAAGGUAAAGCACUACUCAGGAUUAGAUGUAAUUUAAUCAUGUUUUCCUUCUCUCUUCUUUUCCAGGUGUUGGAAAAAAAAACAAGACACUCCUGAGUACUGAUGUUCUGUAACUACAGGCCUUACUUCCUAUCUGUACAUUUUGUAAAUAAUUAUAUAAUUAUUAUGAAAUAUAAUAAUUAUAAUAAAACACUUUCAAUAACA
This is a messenger RNA of Acanthochromis polyacanthus (spiny chromis), 4325 nucleotides long. It is a transcript of the gene susd1, whose product is annotated as sushi domain containing 1. The record is from RefSeq and is a predicted model, not a curated record. NCBI's taxonomy places the organism in Eukaryota, Metazoa, Chordata, Actinopteri, Pomacentridae. The transcript has 11 exons. Gene Ontology annotation, molecular function: calcium ion binding. Bases 1555 to 3123 code for a protein of 522 amino acids.